Molecule: messenger RNA, 1751 nt
Organism: Neohortaea acidophila
Lineage: Eukaryota; Fungi; Ascomycota; Dothideomycetes; Mycosphaerellales; Teratosphaeriaceae
Exons: 1
Coding region: 65-1684 (539 amino acids)
Biological process (GO): mitochondrial magnesium ion transmembrane transport
Cellular component (GO): mitochondrial inner membrane
Molecular function (GO): magnesium ion transmembrane transporter activity
Source: RefSeq, a predicted model, not a curated record
AGUGACAUCCGCAGAGCCGUGGCAUUCCUCGACACCCUCUCUUCCCCCUCUCCCUUCCCUAGCGAUGCCAGCGGCCCAUGGCCUGACUGCACCUUCUCCGACCCUACUACGAUUUCUGCGCUCGCAACUCUGCUCCCAGUCCCCUUCUGCGACAUUACGAAGAUGCAAGGCAGAAGCACUCAGCACGCAAUGCGCGCGCGCCCUCUCCAGCACUCGACGACCCGAUAACACCCGCUCCUUCUCCUCGACACCCUCCGUGCAAGAGAGUUUCUGGCGACGACUGCGACAGUCGAAACCAAGCAAAACACCGCGCCACCACAAUACCGGACUGCCACCUCUCCAAGGCUUCCUCGACGACUCGAAUGCCGGUCUAGGCGGACGAAUCAUCAAGCCCAGCAACGAGCUCAAGCUGCGCUGCACGGAGUUUGACGAGAAUGGAAACGUGACGCUGGUGAAUGGGGAGUUCAGGAAGAGCGAGCUGAUUGCCAAAUACUCUCUCCUGCCCCGCGAUUUGCGCAAGAUUGAUUCGUCCGUGUUGCCGCAUAUCUUGGUGCGCGAAUCGGCGAUUCUGAUCAAUUUGCUGCAUUUGAGGUGCUUGAUUAAGCAUAACCGCGUGCUGGUGUUCGAUGUCUAUGGCAGCACGGAUUCGUAUGCGCAGAGUCUGUUUAUGUAUGAUUUGGAGGGCAAGCUACGGCAGCGAGGGACAUAUGCGGCGGGAGGGGCGGGAAAUCUACCAUAUGAGUUUCGGGCGCUGGAAGCCGUGCUCAUAUCCGUGACGAGUGGGUUGGAGAGCGAGUUCGAGGGUGUCAGAGAGCCAGUGGUUAGGGUGCUGAGGGAACUCGAAGAAGACAUUGACCGCGAUCGACUGAGGCAUCUGCUCAUCUACAGUAAGAAGCUCGGCACGUUUGAGCAAAAGGCUCGACUGGUUCGUGACGCGAUCGAAGAUCUUCUCGAGGCCGAUGACGACCUGGCCAGCAUGUACCUGAGCGAGAAGGCCCAAGGCAAAGAGCGGGAGGACGACAACCACGAAGAAGUCGAACUCCUCCUCGAGUCCUACCACAAAGUCGCCGACGAAAUCGUCCAAGUGUCGUCCAAUAUUGUGUCCGCCAUCCGCAACACCGAGGAGAUUGUGCGCGCUAUUCUGGACGCGAACCGCAACGCUUUGAUGCUGCUCGACCUCAAGUUCAGUAUUGGCACGCUGGGGAUCAGCGCGGGCAUGUUCAUCGCGGCGCUGUACGGGAUGAAUCUGAAGAACUUCAUCGAGGAGGAUUCUCUUGGCUUCGCAGGAGUCAGCGCGUUAUGCACUGCAGCAACCAUCGGAUGCUGUGUAUGGGCCUUCAAGCGGCUGAGGAAAGUGCAAAGAAUCCGAAUGUGGGGCGAGGCUGGAUCGAAUCAGAAACAGAUGACUGGAGAUCGACGAAGAUGGAGCGAGAUUGACCCCCCGCCGGUGCAGUGGGACAGGCAGGAGCAUUUGAAGCACGAGCAUGGGAAGCCGCUGCAUGGGAGCGGGAAGGGCCUGGCUGAGACGGUGGCGGGCAUCAAGCAUGAGGAGAAGUGGAGGCAGUGGAAGGAGAAGGAGUGGCAACAUAAUGAGCAUCAUCAUGGUAUGGAAGGGAAGCAUAGAAAGCGAGAGGUGGUUGUUGACGGUGCUUUGCCGCCUGCGCCUGUUGGUGGCAGCUCAUGAAGAUAAUGAAGGACAUGUAGAGAAGUGAAGUCAUCUCACCUCCCAAAUCUUGCACGUAUGUCUUGGG